Wallemia mellicola CBS 633.66 is the source of this 1029-nucleotide messenger RNA. RefSeq lists its product as hypothetical. The coding region runs from base 696 to 971 and encodes 91 amino acids. The record is from RefSeq and is a predicted model, not a curated record. NCBI's taxonomy places the organism in Eukaryota, Fungi, Basidiomycota, Wallemiomycetes, Wallemiales, Wallemiaceae. The transcript has a single exon.
ACUUCGAGUUGUAGGACAAUAAUAUAUCAUAUUGUAGCUUGUAAUCCAGUAUCUGUGAUUAGCUUGGUUUCACAUAUAUCUAGUGUGGUUAUUCGUGCACAUAGAAAGACAAAACAUACUCAAAGCACAUUUAGGUCGAAACAAAAAGCUCCUCAUCGGAUUAUAAAAAUACAAACUGCCAAUGUAUGGCUUGCAUAGGGUAGGGUGUCCGAUUAUCCACUCUUUCGCAUAUGACGCUGCAGCGUUGGUGAGGGUCUCGCUAUGCCUUAUAAGCGCCCCGCUAUGCUCUAUAAUGUGGCAUGCAAGGAGGUUUGGAUUGUCUAUCGCUCGCAGCUGUGCUACCCCCUCUCGAUACGGAUAUGGUGACGUCGCCGCCGAUAUCGAGUAGACCGGAUAAUUAUCGCAAGACGUAAUAGAGAGCUCUGCGCCCCAAUACUGAGGCAGGCGACGUUCACUGCAGAAUAGAAGGCCGGAUGCAACACACCCGCGUUGCUAAAUGGUCAAAUUGAGGAAUAAAUGCGGUGAUACAAAUGGAAACCGCGUAGGCGUCUGCACGGAUCGUCACAUCGCCAGGCCACGGAAAUAACUAUCAAGCCAUCAAGCCCAACGUCCAAAGAACGCGGGAGGACUAGACCAGGAUCGAGCGAAGCGCGGUUGCAGCAGGCCACGCAAAGGCGCAGACACGAUCAACAGCAAUGCUAAGAAGCAGGCCAGGAAUACACCAUCAGCGGUGCUCGAAGCAUCCGCGCGAAGCGCACCACGUUUCGGCGCGUACGCUCAAGGAUCGCCUGCGCCGUUGGAGAGCCCAGAAUGACCGCCAGAGAUUCAGAAUGUGCACUUGUGUAUUUGCGAUGUACAGCAGCCUUACCUCCCUCGUCGUCCAGUCCGUUCCCGCGGCGCCUGGCACCGAGCAGCGCUGCAAAACAGCAUCCAGCAUGCCCUGUGCCACCUGUCCAAGAACACCGCCUUAGGUUGCUCUUCCGCGCGAUUUCCAGCAGGCGGGGAAAAAAUUACCCGCGGCCGAAACCG